GAGAGCUGAUCGCAAUAACAUGGGUGAUGCUUGCCCACGGAAGCUGGCAACCGCCAAUCUUCUCCGUUUCCUUCUGCUGGUCCUGAUCCCGUGCAUCUGUGCCCUAGUCGUUCUGCUGGUGAUUCUGCUGUCUUUUGUUGGAACAUUAACAAAGGCCUAUUUUAAGUCAAAUGGGAGUGAGCCUUUGGUUACUGAUGGUGAAGUCCAGGGAUCUGAUGUUAUUCUUACGAACACAAUUAAUAACGAGAGCACUGUGGUGUCUACUGCCCAUCCCAAUCAGCACAUUCAGGCCUGGACAACAGAUAUUUCUCCCCCAGGGGACCAAAGUCACCGGAGUACAAGCGCCUGCAUGAACAUCACCCACAGCCAGUGCCAGGUGCUGCCUUACCACACAACGAUGACGCCUCUCCUCUCCAUCGUCAGAAACAUAGAAAUGGAGAAGAUCCUCAAGUUCUUCACAUACCUCCAUCGCCUCGGCUGCUAUCCACAUAUCAUGCUAUUUGGCUGCAGCCUUGCCUUCCCUGAGUGCAUUGUUGAUGGCGAUGACAGUCAUGGACUCCUGCCCUGUAGGUCCUUCUGUGAGGCCGCAAAGGAAGGCUGUGAGUCAGUCCUGGGCAUGGUGAAUUACUCCUGGCCCAAUUUCCUCAAGUGCUCCCAGUUUAGAAACCAAUCCGAAAGCAGCAACGCCAGUCGGGUUUGCUUCUCACCACAGCAGGAAAAAGCAAAGCAAUUGCUCUGCGGAGGGGGCGAGAGUUUUCUGUGUACCAGUGGAAUCUGCAUCCCCAGGAAACUGCAGUGCAAUGGCUACAAUGACUGCGAUGACUGGAGUGACGAGGCCCACUGCAACUGCAGCAAGAACCAGUUUCACUGUGACACGGGCAAGUGCCUUAAUGACAGCCUCGUGUGUGAUGGCUAUGAUGACUGUGGGGAUCUGAGUGACGAGCAGAACUGUGAUUGCAACCCCACGAGGGAGCACCGCUGUGGGGAUGGGCGCUGCAUCGCCAUGGAGUGGGUGUGUGACGGUGACCACGACUGUGUGGACAAGUCCGACGAGGCCAACUGCUCCUGUAACAGCCAGGGCCUGGUGGAGUGCAGGAAUGGACAGUGUAUCCCCAGCACCUUUCAGUGUGAUGGCGAUGAGGACUGCAAGGAUGGGAGCGAUGAGGAGAACUGCAGUGGCAGUCAAACUCCGUGUCAAGAAGGAGACCAGAGAUGUGUCUAUAGUUCCUGCCUCGACUCCUGUGGUGGCAGCUCUCUCUGUGACCCCAGCAACAGUCUGAACAACUGUAGUCAGUGUGAACCAGUCACGCUUGAGCUCUGCCUGAAUCUGCCCUACAACUACACGCGGUACCCAAAUUUCCUUGGCCAUGGGACUCAGAAGGAAGCCUCCAUCAGCUGGGAGUCCUCCCUUUUCCCUGCACUCGUUCAGACCAACUGCUACAAGUACCUCAUGUUCUUUGCCUGCACCAUUUUGGUGCCAAAGUGUGACACGUCUACGGGCCAGCGCAUCCCUCCUUGCAGAGCUCUGUGCGAGCACUCCAAAGAACGCUGUGAGUCUGUCCUGGGGGUCGUGGGCCUGGAGUGGCCUGAAGACACAGACUGCAACCAAUUUCCAGAGGGGAAUUCAGACAAUCAAACCUGCCUGAUGCCUGAUAAAUAUGUGGAAGAAUGCUCACCUAGUCACUUCAAGUGCCGCUCGGGACGGUGUGUGCUGGCUUCCAGAAGGUGUGAUGGUCAGGCUGACUGUGAUGAUGACAGUGAUGAGGAAAACUGUGGUUGUAAGGAGAGAGACCUUUGGGAAUGUCCCUCCAACAAGCAAUGUUUGAAGCACACAGUGAUCUGUGAUGGCUUCCCUGACUGCCCUGAUGGCAUGGAUGAAAAAAACUGCUCGUUUUGCCAUGACGAUGAGCUGGAGUGUGUGAACCACAUGUGCAUGUCUCGCAGCCUGUGGUGUGAUGGGGAAGCCAACUGCUCCGAUGGUUCGGAUGAGUGGGACUGCGUGACCCUUUCUGGAAACGUGAACUCCUCUUCCUUCCUGACCGUUCACAGAGCUGCCACAGAGCACCACGUGUGUGCAGAUGGUUGGCAGGAGACACUGAGUCAGCUGGCCUGCAGGCAGAUGGGUUUAGGAGAACCAUCUGUGACUGAAUCAAUAAAGGACCAGGAAAAAGACCGGCCGUGGCUGGCAUUGCCCUCCAACUGGGAAGACCUUAAUGGAACCACUCUGCAUGAGCUGCUGGUAAAUGGGCAGUCUUGUCAGAGCAGAAGUAAGAUUUCUCUUCUGUGUAAUAAACAAGACUGCGGGCGCCGCCCUGCUGCCCGAAUGAACAAGAGGAUCCUCGGAGGACGUACAAGUCGCCCAGGCAGGUGGCCGUGGCAGUGUUCUCUGCAGAGCGAGCCCAGUGGACAUAUCUGUGGCUGUGUCCUCAUCGCCAAGAAGUGGGUUCUGACGGUCGCCCACUGCUUUGAGGGGAGGGAGAAUGCUGGCAUCUGGAAGGUGGUGCUUGGCAUCAACAAUCUGGACCACCCGUCAGUGUUCAUGCAGACACGCUCUGUGAGGACCAUCAUCCUUCAUCCCCGCUACAGUCGGGCCGUGGUGGAUUAUGACAUCAGCAUCGUUGAGCUGAGUGAGGAAGUCAACGAGACGAGCUAUGUCCGGCCCGUGUGCUUACCCAGCCCACGGCAGUGGCUGGAACCCGACACCUAUUGCUACAUCACAGGCUGGGGCCACAUGGGCAACAAAAUGCCUUUUAAGCUGCAGGAGGGAGAGGUCCGCAUCAUUUCUCUGGAGCAGUGUCAGUCCUAUUUUGACAUGAAGACCAUCACCACCCGGAUGAUAUGUGCAGGCUAUGAGUCUGGCACCGUCGACUCCUGCAUGGGGGACAGUGGCGGGCCUCUUGUCUGUGAGCGCCCUGGAGGACAGUGGACAUUAUUUGGGUUGACUUCCUGGGGCUCCGUCUGCUUUUCCAAGGUCCUGGGGCCUGGUGUUUACAGCAAUGUGUCAUACUUCAUUGAAUGGAUUGAAAGACAGAUAUAUAUCCAGACCUUUCUCCUGAACUAGUUGUAAGGAUGAUCAGAGACUCUUGCCAGCUACACUCAAAGAAAACGACCUUCUUGACAGCAAAGAGCUUCCCGCAGAGAGCUGUACAGAGGACAGGGGCAUUUGACAGUGCACUGCCAAUCUGCAUGUUUGUUUUAAACUCAUUUUAUUCAACUUAUUUUUUUCAACUUUCUCUUAUUUCAAGUUCAGAGAAAGCCUUUUAAAAAAAUAAAGCAAAGCAGACUUUCUUCUUUUGCCAGGACUGACCUUGACUGUGGCAUGAAAUUAUCAACUCUGGAGAGAUUUAAAAUAAUGCAGGUACUAGGGUAACAGGUUAUAGAAUGUUCCCUUUUUAUCCUACCACAAAAAAGACAUUGAGAUUCAGGUCAACUAAUUAAUCUCUGCCAGUUUCUGUUUCUCAAGCCCAGUAACAUAGUGAAAAAUUUCAAUAUUAAUAUUAGUCUUGCUUUU
Carlito syrichta (Philippine tarsier) is the source of this 3511-nucleotide messenger RNA. RefSeq names its product corin, serine peptidase (gene CORIN). NCBI's taxonomy places the organism in Eukaryota, Metazoa, Chordata, Mammalia, Primates, Tarsiidae. The record is from RefSeq and is a predicted model, not a curated record. The transcript is spliced from 21 exons. Gene Ontology annotation, cellular component: membrane. Gene Ontology annotation, molecular function: serine-type endopeptidase activity; protein binding. Bases 20 to 3061 code for a protein of 1013 amino acids. Gene Ontology annotation, biological process: acrosome reaction; regulation of blood pressure; peptide hormone processing.